Messenger RNA from Marchantia polymorpha subsp. ruderalis, 1402 nucleotides. The record is from the annotation of a GenBank genome assembly. NCBI's taxonomy places the organism in Eukaryota, Viridiplantae, Streptophyta, Marchantiopsida, Marchantiales, Marchantiaceae.
CCACGGAAGAACCCUAAACCCCAACCCGAGCGCCCCCUCCUGCGUCAUCCUCCAAGCCCUGACUGCAAGAGUGCACGACGAUCUCGGAGCUGCAGAGCUGCACCAAGAAUUUGGGACGAAGCCGUCACAUUGCAGAUCAAAGGUUAGUGGUGGUCCGGCACGGGAAUCAGCUGCAUUUCGAGGGAUUGGACUCGGCAGCUAUAACGGUUUAGAAGACUGUCAGUUGCAGGGUUCUAGCAAUUCGUCAAGGAGUGAAGCAGAUAUGACAGCCAUGGAGGUUGAUUCGGGAACACCAGGAGGGGCUGACAAAGAGAAAAAGAAGUUGUACCUGGUUUCGCCUAUCGCUCGGCCGCUUGCCGGCAAGAAGCUCACGAAGAAGUCCUUGAAGCUGAUCAAGAGAGCUGCAAAAUCAAAGCAGUUGAGGCGAGGUGUGAAGGAGGUCGUGAAGGCCCUGAAGAAGGGUCAAAAAGGGCUGUGCAUAAUUGCUGGUGACAUUUCGCCUAUUGAUGUUAUUACCCAUGUCCCAAUACUAUGCGAGGAAGCCGAUGUUCCCUACAUUUACGUGCCAUCCAAGGAGGAGCUCGGUGCUGCUGGUGCUACCAAGAGGCCCACGAGUUGUACACUUGUCUUAUCCGGUCCUUUGAAAGGGGACUCCUCUGAGGAGGACAAGGAGAAGUUCACCACCGAGUUCAACGAAGUGGUGGAAGAAGUCAAGGAGCUCGCGUCUUCUUUCUUUUGAGACAUCUAGAUGUUACAUAAUCAGAUUUCGUCAGUCGCAGUUUCUUAGCACCACUGCUAACGCAAAGCUGGUACGGACAAUGCUUCCCAGAGUUUAGGAAUCCCCUGGCGUUCAGUCGGUUGUAAUUUAUUUCUUCCAUGAAUGAAUGUGGAUGAAGUUUGGGGUCAGUGAAAUGGGAUCCGAGACACAGUAUAGUUUAGGUACAAGCUCGGCAGCAUCCCUCUUUCAGGUUUGAUCCUGUUGUCCCGUACAAUUGUCCUCUUCACUGAAGUAGUAAGUGCGACUAUGCAAUAAAGCCUAGAACGCCUGGUGCCUCGUAAGGACGGAUGUAGAGAAGACCAGCAGGGAGUAAUGCACCUGCCAGUUGAGGACAUUGUGAGCAGCUUAGUGGAGUACGCCUUCCUGCUGCUCUAAGGCGCAUCACAAAAUUUUGUAAGAUCUAGCUUAGUUUAGCUGACCAGAGUUUGGUUCACCUACGAGGAGUUUCCGUAGGUUACGUAGAGGGAAAAUCUAUUGUGAUCAGGGUAGCUCGGCCAAAGAACUCCUAUGCUGCAUCGUCACAAAAUUCAAUAGUGUCGUGGCACAGAUGCCUUGAAGGUAUGAGACUCGUUGUAACUACGACAUAGCUUUGAAAUACCAUGGCUGACUGCAAGAUAUUCCCUC